AUUAUUUUGACAGCUAUUUGAUGGCUGUGUUUUAAUUAUUUAAAUAAGUUGACGUUCUUUGUAUACCAAAUCGAGUUUUAAAGAGUAUUGUAAAAAACUACUGUUUUAACGUUUAUAACACGGCCCUAAUUCGCCAAGAAAAUGAGUAUUGGUACAUACAUCUUAUAUCUUCCAGAUGUAGCCCUGGAGAAAAUUUUUUCAUUUUUAACUUACAAUGAAAUUGCUAAAACCAGGGAAGUUUGUAAACAAUUCAAUCAUGUUUGUGGAAACUUGCUAUCACGCGGUUUUAUACAAGUGGAGAAACGCCACUCGACUAUCUAUAAACGUAUGAAAACUAUGUUGCCACGAAGAGAGUCAGAACGUCGAUCUCAUCCUUUAGCACGACAUUGCGAUAUAUUAUCAGCGGUUGAAACGCGUAUUAGCAUGUUAAACAUGACUUUUUCGAGAUAUAUAGAAGCUGGGUUGUGUUGUUUUUACCCAGGGAAAGUUAUUGAUGAAAUUGUAAACGUUUUAAACACCAUCGAAUUACUACUUCCACCUCCACGUACUCACGAAUUAUUGCAAGAGUUAAGAGACAUUAGUAGUAUGGCUAUGGAACAUUUUGAAGAGUUCAUUUUACCAAAUUUAAAAGCCCACAUGGAACAUACUUCCGUUUCAUUAUUACCAACUCAACAGAUAAAAAAUAAUAAAUACGUAUUUGUAAAAUUCUCUUUAGCCAAUGAUGUAAGAAAAAUUAAAAAGCAAAAUAAAAUUUAUCGAGAACAAAUAACUCAAAUGACUAAUCAAAUCGAUAAAUUAACCAAACGGGAGAAAAGUAUUUUCUCAAAGUUGAAGGAGCAUUCUACAAAGCUUCGUGACCACGAACGUAAAUAUAAUGGGCAAGCUCAAAAGAUUUCGGAACAAGAAGCUAUAAUUGUUGAUCUCCGCAAACAUAUUGAUGAAUGGGAACAAAAAUUUAACGAUUUUGCUGCUGAAAUGAGAGCACGUGAUGAAUUUAAUGAUAAACCUAAAGAAAUAUCGCCAAAAAUUGGAAAUACCCCUAUUAGUUUGGGUCAAAACAUUAAACCAAGAAUCGCUCAAGUCCUUGGGAAAUCUUUUUCCAGUGAACUUGAAAGGAAACGGAAAUAUUCGUUAAAUUCUGAUCUUGCGCCAAUAAAAUUUGCUAGAAGUGAUAAUAAUAAAGAAGAAAAUUGUACUACAAAUGUUAAAUUAUUUGGUGAAACUUUAAAAAAAGAAUCAGCAAAUAUAAAUUUAACAAAUGAAAACCAACAGUUGAAUCAAAUUCAAGAAAAUAUGAGUUUAAUAAAACGUAAUGAAACUUUCUUUAGUAGUUUAUUAGAAUCGAUUAUUAAAAAUCCGAUAACUUCUAUUAAAAGUAGAAAACGGAAGAUGUCUGAAGAUAUUAAUAUAAACGAUGUAUAAUUUGUUGUAUUUUGUUCAAUUCUCAAAACACUUAAGAUAGUUUUAAGAUUAAUGAUAAUACAUGUUGUUUAAUCUUUAAGAAUCCUACUAUAAUCUUACAAAAUUAAUCUGAUAGAUAUAUCCAACUGUUAACCAAUAGGAGUAUUUACAACAGAUAUAACCAUAACAAUUCCUUUGGUUAGCUUAACCCACAGAUGGUAGUAAUGGUCAAAUAUAGUUUUUUUUUUUCAAAAUAACCACAAAUUUUAAUAAAAUGUAAUGUAACAUGUUUAAGAUGGUAUGAAUUAUUGUCUAAACUAAUGAUUUAGAAAUAAAUAAUAAUUGUGUAUUUAAAAUUAAAA
Molecule: messenger RNA, 1763 nt
Organism: Onthophagus taurus
Lineage: Eukaryota; Metazoa; Arthropoda; Insecta; Coleoptera; Scarabaeidae
Gene: pall
Product: F-box protein pallbearer
Biological process (GO): protein polyubiquitination
Molecular function (GO): protein binding
Source: RefSeq, a predicted model, not a curated record